Raphanus sativus (radish) is the source of this 2106-nucleotide messenger RNA. Its product is annotated as probable E3 ubiquitin-protein ligase RHG1A. The coding region runs from base 395 to 1966 and encodes 523 amino acids. Lineage: Eukaryota; Viridiplantae; Streptophyta; Magnoliopsida; Brassicales; Brassicaceae. The record is from RefSeq and is a predicted model, not a curated record. The transcript has 9 exons. Gene Ontology annotation, molecular function: ubiquitin protein ligase activity.
CAACCCAAACGUUUUAAAUAUCAACCGAUCACAUUUUCUCUCUUCUUCUAAAAAGCUGCGUCGUCGUCAUCAUCCGAUCGUUCUCCUUUCUCCAUCGCCGCACGCUGCGUGAAAUAUCUUCGGUGGUUAUAUGAUUGUUUGAAUGUCUAUGGGGGAUAUCGGUGGUUUUUGAACUAGUACGGCUAAUAGAUUCAGAUGUUAGUCCCCUUACGCUAGCCUUUCGUAACACAUAGGAUCGGUGGCUACCUUUUCUCUUGAUGUUUUCAUAUUUGGCAGAUUGUUGCAGACCUUCUUGGUUGAUUGAGAAACCAAAGUGAACUUUAAAAUUCAGAUAAGUGAAGCGAAAUUUAUUAGCGUGGGUUAGCUGGACUGCACGUUGAAGCUUUGUGUAAUUAUGGGUCACAGACACUUUCCGGGUUCAUCCCAACUUUUCGAUGAUGAACAUGAUCAAGGCUGGAACCAUAUACACCCAGAACAUCCAUAUACCAGUCUAGAAAGAACUGGGGCCAGUGAGAACAGAUCGCAUUUUCAUCCAUCAGAAAACAUGUUGAGUGAAGGAAUGCCUGUUUCUUCGCACUGGAACUCUUCUACGGGACCAAAUGCCUAUACCGCUUCAGGUCAUGGUGUGGAGAGGCCACACUACAAUCCAGGAACUUCUUGCCCAUCCCAUGUCCCUUUCAUGAGUUCAGCAGCUGCAACUUUCUCUGCUCCGCAUGAACAUUAUGUGACAUCUGCAUCUUCUUCGUACUGGAACAGCCAGACAUGGUCAUUUGAUAGCUAUGUUGGUCUACCUAUGGAAAAUGCGAGAGGAGCACAGAAGCGGAAAAAAAACCCAUGCGAUUCUUCCGUCUAUGAAAUGGGAAGUUCAAGCCAUUACAACAGCGAAAGAACUUCCUCAGACUCCUCCUUCCCCUGGGAGUUGCACAUGGGAAAAUCAACAGCUCGUGAUCAUGAUCCUCAUUACAUGCCACGGCUCAUGAACCCAGGUUACAGAAGUAAUAAUCUCUCCAACAGGGGAGAGAGUUCCUCAAGGAAUGUCCGUAGUCGUCCUACACUAGAUUUAGAGACCAGCGUAAGCUUGGGCCUUGAUUCUCGUUCUAAACACCAGAAUGGUGACCAUUGUAGCUCAGGUCAUUUUCCUGUUCAGGCAUCUCACGUAGAUAAAGACUGGAACUUUCCUAGACACUUCCCAGUUCCUAGAGAUAUAAUUGGCUUUAGUCCUGAAACAAAUAAUUUUCUUCCUCUGAGAAAUGUUGUCAACAGCACAUCUGUUGAUACUUCUGGCUAUCACCAGGGGACAAUCGGAAACAGAAACUAUGCAGUUUCCCACGGUUUUCCCAGAACUUCAUCUGCAAGCACCUCCCGCUUCUCUCAUAGGUCAACAACACCCACCUAUAGAUCUGGUUUGCGAUUGGGACAUGUGGCAUCUUCCUAUGGAGACAGGUCUCAUUUUGUCACUGAGACAUAUCCUUCUAGGCCUCUGUGGCCACCACCACCCAUUUCAUUGAGUAGCAGUGAUGGACCAGGGAGACGCAGGAGUUCCUAUGAGAGGUUUCAGUCUCCUUUCGAUGAAGUUGCUCUCAAUGAACGCUUUUCAUCUCAGAGAUUUAUGGGUGUAGAUCACCAACCACACUACGGAUCCAGAAACAUGCAAGAUCACCACAGAGACAUGAGGCUCGAUAUCGAUGACAUGACAUACGAGGACCUUCUUGAUCUUGGUGAAAGGAUCGGGAGUGUCAACACUGGUCUAUCCAACGGCGCGAUCACCAGUUGCUUGUUAGAGACAAUAUUGUAUCCAACGGAUGAUCAAAGAAAAUGUGCAAUCUGCCUGGAGGAAUACAAGGAAGGAGAAGAGUUGGGGGAACUGAAAGGGUGUGGUCAUGACUACCACGGAGGGUGCAUAAAGAAAUGGCUGUCUUUGAAGAACUCUUGCCCUAUCUGCAAAUCACCUGCUUUUUUUAUCUGAUGCCUUCUAAAAACCCGUAUGAUAAACUAUACAUAUAUAAUUCAUUUUGUUUUAAAGGGAAAAUAUGCGAUUGACUACAAACAUCUUUAGUUGUACCGGUUAGUACUAGUUGUAAACAGAAGGAAGUUGAUAUCCGUUUA